Messenger RNA from Pocillopora damicornis (cauliflower coral), 2208 nucleotides. RefSeq names its product calcium homeostasis modulator protein. Gene Ontology annotation, molecular function: monoatomic cation channel activity. The record is from RefSeq and is a predicted model, not a curated record. NCBI's taxonomy places the organism in Eukaryota, Metazoa, Cnidaria, Anthozoa, Scleractinia, Pocilloporidae. Gene Ontology annotation, cellular component: plasma membrane.
GCGUGUUUGCAUGAGUUUAGGCGAUUUGAAUGAUUGAACGAAACAUUUGUCCUUGAAAGUCGGCAUAAAUUAAAUAGAAAAUCAAUGGUGUUACAGUUCUAGCUGGGAGCUCCUUGGCCACUCGCAAUCCUUUGUUUUUCCGUGCUUGCCUUGUCACCUGAAUCAAUUGAUGCUUGUAUCAUAGCACAUGAUGGGGGUACGAUUGACCCUUGCGUAGGAUAAGGUCAUUAAGCGUAUAUCGAUGUUUUUGCGCGGAUUCCCACAUUUAAAUCUUGUCCUUCCUUUUAUACCCUGGGAAAAUUAAAAAAAUGUGUCAGAUACUAAAUUAUUCUUUCUUAAUGCCCUAAAAAUUAUCAGCAGGCCGCAGGCACAGAUCCAUCUUAACGAUUAGAGACUGUCAUCGACACACUUCGGAAUCAUCUCUUGACCUCAGCUCUCGAACACGAACUUCGUGGCGUGACCAAUAUAACUAAUGAUAUGCGUAAUCCCGUGGGACCGUUUCGUUACGAUCGUAAACAAAAUCAAAAUGGCGUUCACUCUAACCAAGCUUGUGACCUCGUUCCAGUCAGUUUUUCAGAGCCAUUCAGGGGCAAUCAGAAACACAACUAUAACUCUGAUAGUUUUUGGAAUCAACGCCGUUGUUCAAAGCGAGGAUUUUUUUCAAUGUCCGCCAGAUGGUUUUGCUUUGUAUGCAAGCUGUUUCUUCAUCAUUCCAGCUUUGUUUUUAUUUCUCGUGACAAUAUUUCUUCAUAGCGGAUUCUGGGAUCUUGUGCGUGGAUGUUGCUUUUACGAACAGCAGCAAAGAAAAGGAUUAAAGCGUUACUGUUGCUGCUUCUUCCCUCGCUGGCCAUGCAGCAGAAAGCUCGUGGAAAUCAUAUUUCAGAGUUCCUUGUCUGGCUUCAUUUGGAUUUUCUGGGCAUUGUUACAACGAGACUAUUUUAUAUGUGCAGCUCUCGGAGGAACGAAAGAAGCAAAAUUGCUUUCGGCUUCACCUCAGGAGAAAUUAAAAAUCGAAGCAGAUUACGCAAAUGCGGGGAAAAAUUCGCAAACAGCCGCUUUAUUGCUCCUCGGUUGUUCUCUGCUAGGGGGUUUCCUUGUUAUUUCCAUCCAAAGAUGCUGUUUCCAGCGAGAAAUCGGCUCAUUGCCAAGUCCUUUCACCUACAAAAUACUCGAAGCAGAAGCAGCAGUUGAAGCAUUUAAAGAAAACAUGGAAAAGCUGGCACGAGAACAAGGAAAGAGACGAGCAGAUCUGUAUUUUACCACUGUGCAACAAAAUCCUUCCGACAUACUCAGAAACGCUUAUCAGCAUUUGGUCGCCAUAAAUAAAUUCGAAGAAGCGUUUCCAUCUUUGGAGGAUUAUCAACAUCUUCAAGCGCAGGCAGCUGUUACUGCUUUUAAGGAAAAAGUUCAACAAGAAGGCAAACAAAAAGUCGACAUGACUUUUGUUGAUACAACCUGGCACGAAUUUGAAGGAAAUGAUGUGUUCUCGCUGGUUGGUCAAGCGCACGAAGCUAUGGCAGAAAGAUAUCCUCGAUCAACAGGCGACAGGACGCAGCCAUACGUAAAGGAGAGGGAUGAUUCGGACGACCUCAGGGGAAUCGUGUCUCGAGGAGGAAGAGGAAACGAUGUUGAAAUGUUUCCAAGAGCUUAACUGAGUUUACUGAAUUUAUUAUCGAAAAACUGGUCUUCCAGUACCUCUUAUGACAAAGUAAAUUUUUUACCUCUCUAGCUUAGAUAGAAAAGUAACUAUGAACAUGGACAGUUAUUUAGAUAUAGCAAGACCAGAAUCAUGGAUACUGGUGAACGUGUAUCGUGAAACGUUACCUUAUCGAUAAGUGCAAUUUUAUAUUUUAACCAAAUGUUGCCUUUGCAUGUAAUUAAUAAUUAACAGUUCAGAUGGCUAUAUUUUUAGCCGAGCGGAACCAUUGGAUCAAAUCAAAGCCCUAUGUAACAAAACAUUGUCCACGAGAAAGCUCAUUAAACUGCAUGUAUUUCUAAACUGAAAAAAUUCUUCGAAAGCCGCGGCUUGACUGCAUGAAAAUGAAGCAUUUGUGCCGAUGUAACCAACACUACAUUCGAUUCCGGGAAAGGAAAGGAAAGAAGAAUAUUAACGUGGAAAAGAACGAAGAUAUCGAAUUAACUCACACACAGGUACUUUGUGGUAGCUUGUUAACUGUAACCAAAAAUAAACUGUAUCGGUGCCACAGA